Molecule: messenger RNA, 1791 nt
Organism: Fonsecaea erecta
Lineage: Eukaryota; Fungi; Ascomycota; Eurotiomycetes; Chaetothyriales; Herpotrichiellaceae
Exons: 1
Coding region: 1-1791 (596 amino acids)
Cellular component (GO): membrane
Molecular function (GO): glycosyltransferase activity
Source: RefSeq, a predicted model, not a curated record
AUGUCCAUGUCCCUGCCUCGAGCAUUGAGCCCUCUGAGGCUUCUCCUCGUCUUCGUCACCCUCGUCUCUCUCUUCCUCUUUCGAUCCUACUACCUCCCCAGCCCCGGCCCGGACGCUGAAUAUGGCCUUUCCUCCUCCGCAUCCCUCCUCGAAAGCUCGAACUCCCACGCCCCCGCCACGGUCGAAGAUGUAGCCGAUCUCGAGCUCGAAGACAGUUACUACGCGCCCGACGACGAAGAUACCGACCUGGUCACGCAGCCGGCAGAAGAAGAAGAAGAAGAAGAAGAAGAAGAAGAAGAAGAAGAAGAAGAGCAUGCAUCCCCGGACACCGAAGCUGAACCCGAGUCUGACCCCGAGACUGAGCUUGACUCGGAUGCUGAAGCUGAGGUUGAGGCUGAUGUUGAAGCUGAAGCUGAAGCUGAACCCCCAUACGAUUUCGAAGACGAAUCCGAACCCGAGCCUGCACCCAAGUCCACGAGCUCUUCCAAACCUGUCCUCUCUCCAUCGACUCCUCUGUCAACCUCCGACCCUCACCUUCCACCGUGUCGCCAACUCCCGGGCGCAGACAAAGUCGUGGUGAUUGUCAAGACCGGGGCCACUGAAGUAUUCGCGCGUGUCCCUGAACAACUCGUAACACUGGCCCAAUGUGUGCCCAACUUCAUGGUCUUCUCCGACAUGGAGCAGCAGGUCGGAGAGUUCCGCAUCCAAGAUGCCCUAGAUGAGAUCGGACAAGAGUACAAGGAGAACCACGAUGACUUCCGGUUCUACAACGACGUCCACGCCGCCCAUGUCGCCCACGGUGAUGUGAGCGUGCUGGGCUCUGACAAGGCCUGGGCGCUGGAUAAAUGGAAAAACAUUCCCAUGCUGCACAAGGCGUACCUGAAAUAUCCUGAGGCAGAAUGGUUUGUUACCAUCGAUGCCGACACAUAUCUCAGCUGGGCGAAUCUCCUUCUCCUGCUUGACCGCAUGGACCCGGACGAGCCGCUCUACGCAGGUUGCGUUUACUGGCAUGGCCCGACGGCGUUUGCACAGGGCGGCACGGGCUAUCUUCUCUCCCGCAACGCGGUGCAGAAAUUCGAAGACAUCCGAACCCCUGAGAGGAUUGCCGACUGGGAGAAAGAGACGUCCACAAUCUGCUGCGGCGAUGUCAUGCUGGGGGUCGCCAUGGGCCACGCCGGAGUCAGCGUCAGCGGUGCCUGGCCGAUGUUCCAGGUGGACCCUCCAUCUGGAUUCACCUGGUCCGACUCCGUGUGGUGCACUCCGGCCAUCACCUGGCACCAUGUGCAUUCAUACGAGGUCGAAGCGCUCUGGCAGUUUGAGAAGGACUGGAUCAACAAGACUUGGGACGAUGAAGAUCCGGGCGGAGUCCCGUACUUGUACAAGGACGUCUUCGAAGAUUUCGUCCGCCCACACAUCACUGAAGAGAAGAAAGACUGGAACAACUUCGCCGGGGACAAGACCUUUACACAACCGAAAGAGGACCACGUGAAAGAAGACAACGACUGGGACUGGAAAAAUGACGAAGAGAAGCAAAAGAUGUGGGAUGAACUUUCCGAGCUCGAGCAGAAAUCUGUCGAAUCUAUCGAGAACUGCCGGGAGGUCUGCGAGAAAGACCUGCAAUGCAUGCAAUUUGCCUGGCAUCCCGGCACCUGCAAAUUGAACCAUUCCAUCAAAAUGGGCCGGCCGUCCGACCCCAAAGACGAGUACACCUCCGGGUGGAUGGUCCGCCGCGUCGAAAAGUUCACCGCAGCCAGAUCAGAGUGCGGCGACAUUUCCUGGAAAGUCGGCUGA